Molecule: messenger RNA, 1495 nt
Organism: Agrilus planipennis (emerald ash borer)
Lineage: Eukaryota; Metazoa; Arthropoda; Insecta; Coleoptera; Buprestidae
Gene: Arp2
Product: actin-related protein 2
Exons: 8
Coding region: 86-1285 (399 amino acids)
Biological process (GO): Arp2/3 complex-mediated actin nucleation
Cellular component (GO): Arp2/3 protein complex; actin cortical patch
Molecular function (GO): actin filament binding
Source: RefSeq, a predicted model, not a curated record
UGGUUCUAGAUGAUUUAUUUGUUGAAUUAUUCUUUGUAGGUGUGGUAAAUAUCUAAAUGUUGUUUUAAAAUAUUUAACAAUUACGAUGGAUAGUAAAGGUAGAAAAGUAAUAGUGUGCGAUAACGGUACUGGAUUUGUUAAAUGUGGAUAUGCCGGCAGUAAUUUUCCAGCAUUUGUUAUUCCUUCGAUGGUUGGAAGACCCAUUAUUAGAGCUGUUAAUAAAAUUGGUGAUAUCGAAAUUAAGGGAAUACACAUUGACGAUUUAAUGGUUGGAGAUGAAGCAUCGGCAUUGCAUUCUUUAUUAGAAGUAGAUUAUCCUAUGGAAAAUGGAAUUGUAAGGAAUUGGGAUGAUAUGUGUCAUGUGUGGGACUAUACCUUUGGACCUAAGAAAAUGAAUAUCAACCCACCAGACACUAAGAUUUUGUUGACAGAACCACCCAUGAAUCCUGUAAAAAAUAGAGAAAAAAUGAUAGAAGUCAUGUUUGAGAAGUAUGGAUUUGCUGAAACUUAUAUUGUAAUUCAAGCUGUUUUAACGUUAUAUGCCCAGGGGCUUUUGUCAGGGGUGGUAGUUGAUUCUGGGGAUGGAGUAACUCACAUUUGUCCUGUGUACGAAGAAUAUGCUUUACCUCAUUUAACAAGAAGGUUAGACAUUGCAGGGCGCGAUAUUACACGAUACCUCAUUAAAUUGCUGCUCCUCAGAGGAUAUGCAUUUAAUCAUUCGGCAGAUUUUGAGACUGUAAGAAUGAUAAAGGAAAAAUUGUGUUACAUAGGCUAUGAUAUUGAAGCUGAGCAAAAGUUAGCAUUAGAAACUACAGUUCUGGUAGAGCCUUAUACAUUACCAGAUGGUAGAGUAAUAAAAGUGGGUGGUGAAAGAUUUGAAGCACCUGAGGCCCUCUUCCAACCACAUUUGAUAAAUGUGGAAGGUCAGGGUAUAGCAGAAUUAGUAUUCAAUACGAUUCAGGCUGCUGAUAUAGAUAUGAGGUCUGAGUUGUACAAGCAUAUAGUAUUAUCUGGUGGAUCUACAAUGUACCCGGGACUUCCCUCGAGGCUAGAACGGGAAAUUAGGCAAUUAUAUUUAGAAAGAGUACUUAAAAAUGACACCGAAAAAUUUCGCAAAUUUAAAAUAAGAAUAGAAGACCCACCAGGUCGGAAAGACAUGGUGUUUGUUGGUGGAGCAGUUAUUGCGGAGGUCCUCAAGGACAGGGAGGAUUUCUGGAUUACUAAAGAAGAAUAUAAAGAGCAGGGAUUAAACGUUCUUAAGAAACUUGGAAUGAGGGUUGGUUAAAUUUAAAUUAUACUAAUUUUAAUAAAUUACUAAAAUUCCAUUUUUGCUAUUUCUCUACAAACAACUGUAAUUAGAUAAUCUAGACUGUAAGAUAAAUUCUGUACUUUUUAUUCGGUUAUUUUUGUACAUAAGUAAUACUAUUAUUAAGUAUUUAUAAUUAUUUACUGCCAAUGUAUUUUGAAUUAAUCAAAAAAAAAUUUAUUACUUAAU